AUGGCGGACGUUUCUUCGAACACGAACAGAACAGCGGAAACCGUAGCCACUGCCGACCAGGGGACACCUGACGCCCAACAGCCAACUUCUACCAAUUUCCAAGGUGUCCCCCUUUUCAUUGAACCUACCGUUGAAAACAUCGAUCGGCUGAUGUUUGGCAAGGAAAUGCUAUCUAAGUUUCUUUCGCAUCUUUCGCUCACUAGAAAGCUACUCGAUCAGCAACUGGCAAACUUGCAAAACAUGCCUUUGUACUGCAAGAUGGACCUGGCAGCAUCCAGCGGAUGCUUUUGCGGCGGAACGCCGGUGAGCCUGAGAGAGAAGCUAUAUGCUCCCGUGGACAAGUAUCCGGGCUACAAUUUCUUGGGGCGCCUUUUUGGACCUCGAGGAACUACCAUCCGAGAGCUGGAGAAAGAAACGGGAUGCCGAAUAACGGUCGUCAAUUUAGUUCAUGCAGAAACUGAUGCGAACAUACAUCAGGGAAACUGGACAACCCCUUCCGAACAAGUGGCCGUACUCAUAGAGGUAGAGGAUACUAUGAGCGAGGCCAGGGCAAAACUUCAACGAGCCACAUCCAAGGUCUCGAAAAUACUCACCCCUCCACCUUUCGGAAAGGACUGGCUGAAAAGCAGGCAGCUCAGAGAAUUAGCUAUGCUAAAUGGCACGUACAAAGAUCGAAGAGCUGACCGUUCAACUCAACGAACAUCGAUGAGUUCAGCCCCUCCUCAAACCACUGACCGACGAUCUUAA
Molecule: messenger RNA, 747 nt
Organism: Soboliphyme baturini
Lineage: Eukaryota; Metazoa; Nematoda; Enoplea; Dioctophymatida; Soboliphymatidae
Source: the annotation of a GenBank genome assembly